Bursaphelenchus okinawaensis is the source of this 210-nucleotide messenger RNA. NCBI's taxonomy places the organism in Eukaryota, Metazoa, Nematoda, Chromadorea, Rhabditida, Aphelenchoididae. The record is from the annotation of a GenBank genome assembly.
AUGGAUAAUAUUGAUCAGUUUGUGGGUUCAGAAGGAUUAGAUGCCGAAGACGAAGACCCAUGGAUAACAUUGAUCUGUAUGAUGAAGUCUGGAGCCUUCAGAAUCUGGACGCGGAGGACUGGCGCUUGCAAGAGGCAUUAUGGAGCUGAAGAAGAAGACAUUGACCGUGCUGUGAAUGUUGGUUUGUGUAAUAUGACUCGAGGAGUAUAA